AUGGCCGCCGCAGCGGAUGCUGCAAAAUCCAGCGCGCUGCUUGCUAUGAACAAAGUGAACAACACAAAAUGCCGCGCGUGCCUCUCAGUAAGUCGUCAAACCGUCAAACUCGAUGCCAAAAUACCGGAUCUAAAGAACGCGCGCACAUACGGUCAAGGCCUACGCCAGUGUACGAAUCUACCAUUGACGGCUCGCUCACCCGGCGGCUACAGGUGGCCCAUGCAGAUUUGCGUCCGCUGUUGCCGAGCCCUUGAAGUAACAAUGCACUUCGUAGAGCUCGCCCUAGAGUCCAAUCGUAAACUAUUUGCCGAGUCGCAAAGCCUUAAGCUGUUACCGCCUUCACAGACGACGUUGACGACAACGACAACAGGUGAACUGAAGCGCAAAGCUAGUAGCGAACUCCUGCAUUGGAAUCAAUUCAGUCAAGAGUUCCAGCAAUUCGUGGAGAGCUAUGAUGGUGUGUCCGCCCCCAUAGAGGAGAACGUACUUUAUAUGCGCGGUGCAAAAAUGCCACGUCUAGACACUGAUGUUGCGUUUACCGACGAGCCACCCAAGGAGGAUGAAAUAAUAAUCUUUGAUGUCAAGUAUGAUAGCAAUGAUCAGGAUGAGGAAGAUGAGAACGAUGGGUCGGAUGCGAAGAACAGUGAAACCUUCUAUGACAAUAGUAUUAAUAUCAAUGAAAGCAAAACCAGCGAGAACAACAACAAUUAUAAUUUUAAUAAUAAAAAUGGUGACUUAUCCGGUCUUCCGGACGCUGAGUGCGACCUCAUACAGCGCGCGCUCUAUAUGACUCUGAACGACCAUAAUAACAGCGGUCAAAGCAAGCAGGAACUGCAAUCUAUUGAAUCCAUCAAAGCGACGUUAUUAAAAUCUUCGGAGGAACUGAGUGGCUCAACUACCAGCUCCAUGGCCACCACCUCAAAGGUAACGACCAGCAAAGAAGUAAAUGUGAACAUACCGUUGCUCACCUGCACUAUCUGUAAGCACACGCACACGGAUGCCAAACAGAUGCGCACUCAUUAUAUGAGAGUCCACAAUUGUGAUGUGUCCGAGGAUGAUAUCAUUGGAUUGACGAAAAAUCAAAGCUUUAAAUGUCGCCCCUGUAAUAACUAUGUAACCAAUAGUCGCACGGACAUGCAGCAGCAUCUAAUAGAGCAUCACAAAAUUGAUGGCGAUUUUGAAAUGUAUUGCUACGUGCAACAGAAUUGUCCCGCCUGUGGACGGAUUUUCAAGGAUCAGCGGUCGGCUCGCACGCACUAUACAAGAAUGCAUACGCCUCAACAGCAGCAGCCAUUGGGCGCAGAUAUUACUGAACAUCAAUUUAUAUGCGCCUCCUGCGACAAGGUGUUCAACUUGAAGAGCAGUCUGCAGGCGCAUCAGCGCUUCUGCCAGGUGAAGCAGCCUGUGCAUUGCAAUUUUUGUGAGCAAAAAUUUAGCAGCAUGCGCAAAUACGAGCUACAUUUGCAGCAGCAGCAUGCCGUGGAUACCUUGCACGAAUGUGAAAUAUGCUUGAAGAGCUUUAAGAACAGUGAAUCGCUGUCGGUGCAUCGGAAGCGGCAUUCAGAGCGGCAUUAUCAGUGUGCGCAGUGUUCGCUUAACUAUAUCAAUGCGGCCGAGCUGCGUGUGCAUUAUGAACGUGCCCACGUUCAGGAAGAAGAGGUGGUCAGCUGUCGCAUUUGUGACAGUAAAUUUCAAAAUUUUGCCUUACUGCGUGAACAUGAGCAGCGUAAUCACCAGAAGUCAAAGAUUUGGCGUUGUGACAAUUGCAACUUCGAGACAAAUUCACGGGCUCGUCUUCGACAACAUCAAUACGAGCAUACAGACUAUCCAUACAAGUGCCAGCACUGCCCAGAAGAGUUUGCUGAUCGCGGCAAGAUACGUCAACAUUCCAAGAAGAUGCAUGCGGUGGAGCUCACGGAUGAGCAACUGGCUGAAAUGUUUAGAGAACGCAUUGGCUAUACCAAUCGACAUGAUGCAUUCAGCAAGAGUAACAACUCAUUGGAAAUACCGGGCUUCAGUGAUGACUGCUUUACGGAGCUGAAAAGCAUGGGCUUGGACUACGAUGAUAUUACAACCGAUCUCUUUUCGAAUUCCAUUAGCGCGCUAGACAAUCUGCUUGAAUUGGGGCCAUGAAGCAUGAAGAGUAACGGAUACAUUUACCUGUAUAGAAUUUUAACGAUGAAUAGCUAACGAGACUGGAAGACUGUUUGCACCUAUCAAUCAAUCAAACCAUUCAUCAAGUAGUAACAA
Drosophila navojoa is the source of this 2250-nucleotide messenger RNA. RefSeq lists its product as uncharacterized. Gene Ontology annotation, biological process: regulation of transcription by RNA polymerase II. Gene Ontology annotation, molecular function: RNA polymerase II transcription regulatory region sequence-specific DNA binding; zinc ion binding; DNA-binding transcription factor activity, RNA polymerase II-specific. Gene Ontology annotation, cellular component: nucleus. The record is from RefSeq and is a predicted model, not a curated record. NCBI's taxonomy places the organism in Eukaryota, Metazoa, Arthropoda, Insecta, Diptera, Drosophilidae.